This is a messenger RNA of Diabrotica balteata, 1016 nucleotides long. The record is from the annotation of a GenBank genome assembly. NCBI's taxonomy places the organism in Eukaryota, Metazoa, Arthropoda, Insecta, Coleoptera, Chrysomelidae.
AUGGGAUUUAGGAAAGGACUGGGAACACGAGAUGCACUGUUUGCAUUAAGUGUUCUUUCGCAGAGAUGCUUAGAUAUUAAUCAGGAAGUAUAUGUCUGUUUCAUUGAUUUUGAGAAGGCAUUUGACAGAGUGCAGCAUAAUCUACUGAAAUUUUAUUAAAUAAAAACAUAGACAGUAGAGACAUUAGAAUCAUCUGCAACCUCUAUUGAAAUCAAACAGCAAAAGAUAUCCAGAUUCGCCAAGGGUGUAUUUUAUCACCCUUGUUAUUCAAUUUAUACAGUGAAGCCAUCUCAGAAUUAGGACUUGCCGAGAUCAGUGAGGGCCUUAUAAUAAACGGUGAGCCACUUAAUAACAUACGAUAUGCUGACGACACCGUCCUUCUGGCAGGAACACUAGAAGAACUGCAACACCUUGCUGAACAACUAAAUAUAUAUUUCAACGAUUAUGGACUAAAAAUCAAUUUGAAGAAAACCAAGUUCAUGGAAUUUACAAAAGCACAAAACAUCAAAGUUAAGCUAGUACUAGAUAAUACAGAAAUUGAACAAAUAUCUUCGUACAAAUACCUUGGAGCAUGGAUCACAGAAGAUACUGAUCAAACAAAAGAAAUAAGAUGCCGCAUUGAAAUUGCGCGGUCAACUUUUAAUAGAAUGAGAAAACUUUUUUGUAAUCGUGAUAUCUAUAUAUCGCUCCGGAUAAGAAUAUUUCUAUGUUAUAUUUUCUCUACCCUUUUGUAUGGAUUUGAAGCUUGGACACUUGAAAAAUCCAACUUUAAAAACCUAGAAGCAUUCGAAAUGUGGUGUUACCGACGUAUUUUGAAAAUAUCAUGGAUGGAUCGCAAAACAAACGAACAAGUUCUCGAACAACUAGGAAAACAAUGCGAAGUUUUAAAUUCCAUAAAAAUCAGGAAAUUGGAAUUCUUGGGGCACAUCAUGAGAGGUAAAAAGUACGAACUACUAAGGAAUAUAAUGCAGGGUAAAAUCAAAGGUAGAAGAAGCGUAGGAAGACGUAAAAUCUCG